UCAUAAAAUCGGUAGAAAACAACUACCCGCGAAGUAAAUCUAGUGUUUUGGUGAUCAUAAUAAAAUUCAACCGCUUUUAUAUAGGUUGCUUCAUGUAGAGUUGAAGUAUGAAAGAAACUACAACUCAAAAUAGUAAAUUGCAUAUUCAGGAAAGAGAAUCCACAAUGUUUACUCGAAGCAAAAAUCAACGAUCCUUAAUUGCAAAACAAAAACCUGCUAAACGGAGUGUAUCUGACAUUUCUCCAAAUAAAGCUAUAGAAACUCGAAAAAGAACUGCAUUUGGUGACAUAACAAAUGCUAUACAGGCACACACUCACAGAUUAAAUCUAGCAAGAAAAAGAAGUAAAAGCAUUGAUAGUUCUAAACAAGCUCAAAAAAGUAAGUUAAAACUUUCAACAAUAACCACAAGGAAUCGUACAAAAAAAACAGAUUCAAAACCAAACUUAGAAAAAAAUGAAGCAGAUAUUUCAUUGCCAUGUUUUAUAUCUGAACAUUUCUCUUCUGCUAUUGAAAAUGGAAAUAGUUCUAAAAUGGAACAAUCAUUUACUAGUGAUAAGUCUGAAUGUCAUGAACAAAGUAAAGAUAUGCCUGAGCAAAUGAAUGUUUCUAGUACUAGUAGCUCUGGAAGUUUGUCUGGAAAAGUUAGACCAGUUCCUGUAAUUCCUGCUUCUAUUUUACAAAAAGUAGAAGAAGAUAUACGUUCUCCUAUUAACAAAUAUCCAGAUGGUCUUCGACCAUAUGAUACAGAACUACGUGAUCCUUUUUUAGUGGCAGAAUAUGCAGAAAGCAUUUUCCAAAAUUUGAAAAAACGUGAGGCAAAAUAUCCUGUCAUUAAUUAUCUAAUUAAAGAAAAUUGUGAAACAACUGGUCCUAUGCGUGCCAUUUUAGUGGACUGGCUGGUUGAGGUUCAAGAGAAUUUUGAGCUCUAUCAUGAAACUCUAUAUCUUGCUGUCAAAUUAGUAGAUAAUUUCUUACAAAAUAAUCCAACUCCUAAGGAACAAUUGCAGCUUGUUGGUGCUACAGCUUUGCUAAUUGCAUGCAAAAUAGAAGAACAUCACCCUCCUCCACUUGAUGAUUUUCAAUACAUUUGUGACGAUGCUUAUACACAUAAAAUGUUUAUAAAUAUGGAAUUGAAAAUUUUUAAAGCUUUAGAUUUUGACGUCAAUAUACCAAUAUCAUAUUCUUUUUUAAGAAGAUAUGCAAGAGUAACAUCAAUGAGCAUGCAGCUCCUAACUUUAGCUCGUUAUAUAUUGGAAUUGUCACUUCAAGAAGCUCAAUUUGUUGACGUUCGCUCGUCAAAAAUUUCUGCUGCUUGUUUAUGUUUAGCUUUAAAAAUGAAAGAUGAAGGUGAUUGGGAAGCGAAUCUUUCUUAUCACACAGGAUAUCAAGAAAAAGAACUAUCUACUUUAGUUACAAAUUUAAAUACAAUGGUAACUAACGCUCCUAAAAGUAAAUUACAGACCAUUCGAAAUAAAUACCUUCACCCUGUUUUCUUUGAAGUUGCGAAAAUACCAGCAGUUGAUCCAUUAUUUCUGUAGCUCAGUUUUCAAGUUAAUUCUUGAAAAGAUUUUAUUUCAAUGAAACGGUUUGUAUAUUUGUAAAUAUGAAGCUACUAUAAUAAUUUGAGUAUUUAUUUAAUUUUUAACUUUUUGAAUAUUGUUUUAUUCUUCUUAGCAUUUAAAUUUUUUUAUUAAUCCAAAAGAUAUCAUUCUUAUUCGUCUAAAGUUUUAUAUUACUCUAAAUGAAUAUAUUUGCUUAUUUGUCUUAAAGAUUUAAAAUAUUUUUAUAUUAUUAAUAUUUUUAUUCUUCCCGUGUUAUUAAUAAUAUUUUUCUCAGUCUAAUAUUAUUAAUAAUAUUUUAUAUGUAUAUUUUGUGUCGAUUAAGUUGUCAAAUGAAUUAUAUUGUGAUAAAAUAAA
Hydra vulgaris (swiftwater hydra) is the source of this 1916-nucleotide messenger RNA. RefSeq names its product G2/mitotic-specific cyclin-B3. Gene Ontology annotation, cellular component: cyclin-dependent protein kinase holoenzyme complex; nucleus; cytoplasm. Gene Ontology annotation, biological process: mitotic cell cycle phase transition; regulation of cyclin-dependent protein serine/threonine kinase activity. Gene Ontology annotation, molecular function: cyclin-dependent protein serine/threonine kinase regulator activity. NCBI's taxonomy places the organism in Eukaryota, Metazoa, Cnidaria, Hydrozoa, Anthoathecata, Hydridae. The record is from RefSeq and is a predicted model, not a curated record.